Molecule: messenger RNA, 888 nt
Organism: Otolemur garnettii (small-eared galago)
Lineage: Eukaryota; Metazoa; Chordata; Mammalia; Primates; Galagidae
Product: olfactory receptor 7E24-like
Exons: 3
Biological process (GO): G protein-coupled receptor signaling pathway
Cellular component (GO): membrane
Molecular function (GO): olfactory receptor activity
Source: RefSeq, a predicted model, not a curated record
AUGGUUUAUCUUACAAGGUAUCUUGCUGCAGUGUUCAGGAACCUGCUCAUCCUCCUGGCUGUCUGCUCUGACUCCCACCUACACACCCCCAUGUACUUUUUCCUCUCCAUCCUGUUCUUGGCCUACACCUGUUUCAUCUCCAUCACUGUUCCCAAGAUGAUUCUGGACAUCCAAACUCACAGAAGACUCAUCUCCUAUGGAGGCUGCCUGAUGCAGAUGUCUCUUUUUGUGCUUUUUGUUUGUAUGGAUGAUAGUCUUCUGACCAUGAUGACCUAUGACCAGCUUGUGGCCAUCUGUCACCCCCUGCAUUACCAAGUCAUCAUGAGUCCAUGUCUCUAUGGCUUCUUCAUUUUGGUGUCUUUUCUUCUUAGUGUUCUGGAUUCCCACCUGCACAAUUUAAUUGUCUUACAAUUCACCCAAUUUAAGGAUGUGAAACUUUCUAAUUUCUUCUGUGAGCCCUGACAAAUCCUUAAUCUUGCCUAUUCUGAUAGUUUCAUCAAUAACAUAAUUCUGUAUUUCUCUGGUGCCAUAUUUGGUUUUCUUCCUAUCUCAGUUAUCCUGUUCUCUUACUAUAAAAUUGUUUCUUCCUUUUUGAGAAUUCCCUCUUCAAAUGGGAAGUAUAAAGCCUUCUCCACCUGUGGGUCUCACUUGUCAGAUUUUUGCUUAUUUUAUGGAACAGGAAUUGGAGUAUACCUCAGUUCAGCUGGGUCACCCUCCCCCAGGGAGAGUGCAAUAGCAUCAGUGAUGUACACUGUAGUUAUCCCUAUGUUAAAUCCCUUUAUCUACAGCCUGAUAAACACACAUAUUAAAAAUGCCUUGUGGAGGCUGCAGAGCAAAAUAGUCCAACAGUUCUAUCAUUUUUGUAGUGUGGAGUGGAAAAUGCAGUGA